AUGGCUAUGAGACUAAUCCAAGCUAUGGGCAUGCACCGCGACGGUGCGCGCUGGAACCUCCCUGCUGAGGUAGUAGAGGAGCGUAGACGCGUCUUUUGGGAAUGUAAUACUGCCGAUAUUUUCCAGGCCAACUGCUUUUCUCGACCGUGUACAAUGUCACCCGAUUAUAUAGAUACCGCUUUUCCAGCCAGCAGACGAGCACCUUUUGAGAAAGAUUUUUUCAUUCUCAAGUUUGAACUGACACAAAUCUCGGUCUCCAUCUUGGGUAACGCAAUGCAAGUGAAGGCGGCACCGUAUAGCACCGUUGGGGAGCUGCAUCAACAGCUAAGCGAUUUUGAGCGGCAAAUUCCGUAUAAUUUUCGAUGCAGAGCGGCUCUCUUGUCAAUGCCAUCCGUGUACGCGGAUCCUGUCGGGGCUAUACGAGAGAGUCCGCCGGCUUCGCAAGCUAAUCUGAUCAUCAAUCUACAGCAAUCAACUCUUGCCAUCAAUCUUUCCGAGACCCUCCUCUUCCUGCAUCGACCCUACUAUGCGCAAGCCUUACAUGACCAAUCUGAAGAACCCACUAAAUCCUCCUUUGGACCUUCUUUCCUCGCAGUCGUAGAGCGGUGUCAUACCAUCAUCAGUGUGGUUACCAAUCUCUUUUCUCUUCACCCAAAUGUCUGCGCUCGCCAUUGGUUUCUCUGGUAUCAUGCUUUCAAUUGUGCAGUAUGUCUCGGGACGCUCAUCUUCCGAAGCCCGCAAAACGCUCUGGCAGGAUUUGCCCUAUCCCAGAUUGACGCUACUAUUGCCGUCUAUACCGCAGGGGUUCAAGGCGGCACAUCGAAGCGCAUGCUAAACAACCUGCGCUGGCUUCUUCGACUCAGAGCCCAAGCUGCCCGGAAAAUCGAUCGGACAGUCGCUCCGGAUAUGCAAGCGGAGAGUACGGCCGAUAGCGACGACGAGAACAUCGAGUUGAUUGGAUGGAGAACGCGUUUGAUUGAGCGAGUAUCCAAGGGGUCUCAAAAAGCCAGGACCAUUUCUCACAACACGCCCAGCGUAUCUGGCGCUACCGAAUCGCCAAACGCCGAUGUGAACGAUACAGUAUCUAUCGCACUGCAGCAGUUGUUGGGGAACUCGCAAGGACAGGGACAGGAGUUUCACAAUCCGGCACAAUCUGGAAGCGGUGUCAACAUAUCCUCCAACGAGCUUUUUGAUACCUCGACAAACGAUCUUUUGCAUCAAUUCUGGGAUCCCAUGAUGCUGCAGGAAAUACCUGAAUCUUCUGGACAACCGACUGCGGGGACAAAUUGGUGGGACUGGGACGCGGGAUUGGGGGCAGACCAGGGAGCAGGAGGUGUAUAA
Messenger RNA from Kwoniella shivajii, 1341 nucleotides. RefSeq lists its product as uncharacterized. The record is from RefSeq and is a predicted model, not a curated record. Gene Ontology annotation, molecular function: DNA binding; zinc ion binding. The coding region runs from base 1 to 1341 and encodes 446 amino acids. Gene Ontology annotation, biological process: DNA-templated transcription. The transcript has 11 exons. NCBI's taxonomy places the organism in Eukaryota, Fungi, Basidiomycota, Tremellomycetes, Tremellales, Cryptococcaceae.